AUGACCGAUAUACGUAAGUUUUUUGUACCUCAUAAGCGAAUGAAAACUACAAAUGAAAGUGGAGGUGUCGAAGAAGAUACUGUCUAUGAUGAGGUAUCACAGGAAAAGGGAAAAACAAAUUCAAGUGCUGUAUUUGAUGAUUUGUUACAAUUUAGAGUACAGUCAGGUGACGAAACAUCACGGAAACAUUUUGAUGGUGCGCCUAAAAAUGCUACCUAUGUUUCUCAUAGAACCCAAAAUGAUUUAAUUGAUGUACGCGCCGAAGUACUAAGAAAUGAUUUGAUUAAUACCAUCAAUAACAGCGAAUCAUUUUCAGUUUUGGCAAACGAAACAAUGGAUAUUGCAGGCACAGAGCAACUUUCUCUUUCUGCAUGUUAUUUUGACCUUGCAACUAAUGUUGUCAGAGAAGACUUCCUUGGAUUUACACCGUUAGCAAGGUUAGAUGCAAAACAUAUCUCCAACACAAUAAUAUCUACUUUACCUGCCUGUGGUUUAAAUCUAGAUAAAAUGGUAGGACAAGGCUAUGACGGAUGCAGAAUGAUGACCGGUAAAAUUGGCGGAGUACAGAAGAUAAUUGCUGAGAAAUAUCCCAAGGCUCGCUUCUAUCAUUGUGCUAGCCAUAGACUUAAUUUAGUUGUGAAUGAUUUGAACACCUUACCAGAGGUCAGAAAUGCCAUUGGUACUAUCAAAGAAGGAAUUUCUUUUUUCCGGGGGAGCACGCAAAGGAAAGUCCUAGUUGGGAACCUUCAAAAACUGUGUGAGACACGCUGGUCUGAGAAGCAUAAGUCUAUAAGGAAAUUUAAUGAUAAGUUUUUAGAAAUUGUUGAAGCAUUAGCAAUUUUACACAAAGAAGGAGAUCGUGAAACUAGGCAGAAAGUCUGGCAACUUUACUGCACACUUACUUCUCCAACAUUUGUUGUUACAUUAAAAGUCAUAGCAAAAUAUUCAGCCAAACUAGAACCUGUUACCAAUAUCCUACAAUCAGUAAACAUGAACUUGUUAGAAGUUUCAGAACACAUUCAAGGAAUUGUAAAUAUGUUAUUGGAUGACAGAGAAAAUGCGGAAGCCGAAUUUGAAAUGAUUAUGAAAAGUGCUGAAAGCAACUAUAGUGCACUAGGAAUAGAUGUCACUGGCAUUCGACAACCAGUUUUAUAUGAUGAUGCGAGUGAAGUAGACGAUUCUGAUGCUGACCCAGACUUCGACAUAAACAGUGCUCCUGACAGUAAUAGUGAAAUAAGGGGCGGUGAAGAGGAAGAUAUUCAGCCUUCUGCCAGCACCGAUGCACCUACUGCUGUUCAAGUGCAACUGUAA
Molecule: messenger RNA, 1311 nt
Organism: Schistocerca cancellata (South American locust)
Lineage: Eukaryota; Metazoa; Arthropoda; Insecta; Orthoptera; Acrididae
Product: zinc finger MYM-type protein 1-like
Exons: 3
Coding region: 1-1311 (436 amino acids)
Source: RefSeq, a predicted model, not a curated record